GUCAAUUUACGCCCAUCACUUGGGCGCUGUGCCUCCAAUUUACAUACUGCCCGCUGUAGCCUCGCCCGCACCAAGCGACUAGCCAUUCCUCCCUCGUGUCCGACAAUAUCAGACUCGCCACGCCACCUUUUGUCGACUCGGGUACCUGAUCUGCCAUCCCAGUGUUUGCCAAUUCACUCUCAUCAACAACCAUCACCUCAAACCAGACUCUUCUUCACAUCCAUUGGAAUGGCAACAACGGUCAGCAUGAUGGCGUACCCCGUCCGCAAUGGCUUCCAAGCCUAUCCGCAACACUAUGCCAUGUACCCGACUCGUGCGCAGCAACCGCAACUGGACGUCAACCAGCCCAUGAACGUCAACCCAUACGCAUACAACCACGUCGCACAACAACAACAACAACAACAACAACAACAUCACCCGCAACCGCAGCCGCAACCACAACAGCAGCAGUCCUACCAUGUGCAACCUCGCUCUCCUCAAUCCUCGGGAUCACCGACGUCAGACGACGGCUUCAAGCCAUCACUCCCAUCGAUAUCGAACCUUCUCAGCUUCGCCGAUCGACCUGGAGGUGAUGCCAAUCAAACUUCACAAGGCUCCGCGGCACAGCAACAACAGAAAGAGCAGGUGGGGUCGCAACAAACGUCACCACCACUACCAUCAUCACAAGCAAUCGUUGCACAACAAAACCAACCCGCCUCGUAUCCUGUUGCUGAGGCGACUUCAAGUCCUCGCGACGUAGUCCCACCGCCACCGCCAAUGCGCAGCGACUCGGUGCUGGAGUCGACGAACAGCCCGUCAACCAUCUCGACGGCAUCCGCACUCUCGGGCUCUCCAUAUUACGUGGGCAGCUCAAUCAACAACAUGGAGCCAGCAGACCAGCGCGCAGCACAAUUCCCAGUGAUGAAGCGUGCACAAGUCCCUUCGCAGAUGAACGCCUCACCAUAUGGCAGCGCACGCUAUACGGCCUCGCCCUACGCGAACUCGCCCACAAGCAUGCCGGGCACGACAUAUUAUCCACCACAACAGACUGCGUAUCAAGUACCUCAAGGAAUGUAUCAGCAGAGGCCGCUUCCCUCCAACUUCCCUCCGCCACCCCCAGCUGUCCAGGUCCAAUCCUCAGCCCCUCUACCUACAAGCAACCCUUGGGAGCACCACCACUACAUCAGCCCAUCAUCACAAGCCACGUUUCCACAGUCUCAAGACCGCUACAUUUGCACAACGUGCAACAAAGCCUUCAGCAGACCAUCGAGCUUGAAGAUCCACACACACAGCCACACGGGCGAGAAGCCUUUCCGAUGCCCGCACAACGGCUGCGGCAAGGCCUUCUCCGUGCGCAGCAACAUGAAGCGACACGAACGCGGGUGCCACAGUGGCAUGGCAGGUCACAUUGCACACCCACACAUGAUUUGACGUUAAGCGGAUUUUGACUUUUUUCACAAAACGGCACACUUUGGACAUGGAUUUCUGCACCGACAAGCGAGGAGUUCCUGGCGUUAUUUUCGGGCCCAUCUGCGCAACGCAAAUCCCGCGCGUGACUGGGGCCCAUGGGGUUUUCGAAACUCUGAACUGUACAGCAAAAAGGAUUUACCAGGUAAUCCCUGGAUCCAUUGGAUUUUCUGGAACGGCGAGCACAGCGACUGUGCGGCGGAGAGAAAAAAGGAUGGUCGUCGCCUUUUUAGCCGAGACGCCGAUGUAGAACUAGUAUUAAUUACUCUGACUGACGCCUUAGCCAAGCAAACAGACGGCUUGAGCUAGUAUAGAACGGCGCGCCCGGAUGGGCCAUCGCAAGCCGGAAGCAAUGAAAUGAAAGACAAGAUAAUAAUCUGACUGAGAUGCUGGUG
This is a messenger RNA of Cercospora beticola, 1841 nucleotides long. Its product is annotated as C2H2-type zinc finger protein. The record is from RefSeq and is a predicted model, not a curated record. Gene Ontology annotation, biological process: regulation of transcription by RNA polymerase II. Lineage: Eukaryota; Fungi; Ascomycota; Dothideomycetes; Mycosphaerellales; Mycosphaerellaceae. Gene Ontology annotation, molecular function: DNA-binding transcription factor activity, RNA polymerase II-specific; RNA polymerase II cis-regulatory region sequence-specific DNA binding. Gene Ontology annotation, cellular component: nucleus.